Messenger RNA from Helicoverpa armigera (cotton bollworm), 1116 nucleotides. RefSeq lists its product as uncharacterized. Lineage: Eukaryota; Metazoa; Arthropoda; Insecta; Lepidoptera; Noctuidae. The transcript has 2 exons. The record is from RefSeq and is a predicted model, not a curated record. The coding region runs from base 149 to 973 and encodes 274 amino acids.
UGAUCGCAAAUUUUGUGGAACAAGGCCAGCACACGUGUACUCAUACACAAACAUUGGACGAGCGACGUAAUCUGAUUGGCUGUCAAGCCGCUCCAAGUGUUCUUGUUUUGGAGACUGAUUAGGACUAAUUUUGUGAAAUACUUUGAAAAUGUCGUGGAAUAGCGAUACAGUGUUGGAGUUCUUAGAACUUUACAGAAGAGAACAACAUCUGUGGGAUCCAAAACAUCCACUGCAUAGAAAUAGAAGCGAAGUUUCGGAUUCCUGGCUCAGAAUACAGUCAUCGCUAAGUAUACAUUAUUCAAUUACGGAUCUAAAGAAGAAGAAGGAAUCAUUAAUGACGUCCUUCAGGAUGCACCUCGGGAAAAAGAAAGUUCAGCCGGGAUAUCGUACUACUUGGUUUGCCUAUUCACUAAUGGAAAGCUUUCUUGGCGGUAAAUACGAAUGCGAUAGCACAAAUCAAUUGGAAAAUGAGUACUUCACGAAUACGGGCAAUUACACUACUCAACCGGGAAUACCUGAUCAUACCAAUAAUAUUAAUAGGAACGUCGGUAUUUCUGACAAGCAUACUGCGAUGGUCAGGCAAAACAAGUCUGCAUCUCCGUGUCAGAAGAACAAAAAUAAUUCUGAUUUAAAUUACGCUAAGAAACGAAUGGAUGAAGCUGUAACAUAUCUUAAAAAUGCAGGAGGCGCUCAGAAUGAAAAAGAUGAAUACGAGUUAUACGGACAGUUGUUAGCGAAAAAAUUAAGAAAGCUUGACGAACACCAACGUGAUUUGGCGAUGCAUGAAAUAGAUAACGUGAUGUUUCGCGCCAAAAUGCAAAGCACUACGCCGCAACAAAGAAGUUACUCCACUUCGCCGUCGCCUGUUCCUCGGAAGUUAAAAUCUCCUAUAUUUAUAGUAACACAACAAAAUCCCACGAAUAUACAGUACGAAGAUGAAAAUAUACCUUAUCAGGAACAGCCACCGUCUUAGAACCUACUUGAUGAGUGUUGGACACUUUGGAUGGAAGCUUGAAAGGGUCACGGCUAAGAACCGAGCCCGGAUAUUUGAUUUGUUGGGCCGUGAAAGCAGCAAAAGUAGCUAUAACAAAAAUUUUCAGUGUUUUAUACUAACUU